This is a messenger RNA of Gastrolobium bilobum, 6066 nucleotides long. Its product is annotated as callose synthase 10. The record is from RefSeq and is a predicted model, not a curated record. Gene Ontology annotation, molecular function: 1,3-beta-D-glucan synthase activity. Gene Ontology annotation, biological process: (1->3)-beta-D-glucan biosynthetic process. Gene Ontology annotation, cellular component: plasma membrane; 1,3-beta-D-glucan synthase complex. The transcript has 51 exons. The coding region runs from base 135 to 5849 and encodes 1904 amino acids. NCBI's taxonomy places the organism in Eukaryota, Viridiplantae, Streptophyta, Magnoliopsida, Fabales, Fabaceae.
CGCGUUUCUUUCUAAAUGCAAGGCAACAGGCAAGCUUACUUACUGGUUAAGUAGUGAUAAUAAAACCUCGUCGAUCUAAACCCUCAUCCAAGAACGGUUAUAUUCAACGCACACAACAGUGUUCGCGAAAAGCCAUGGCUAGGGUUCGCGACAACUGGGAGAGGCUCGUUCGAGCGACGCUUAACAGGGAGCAGCUGAGGAAUGCCGGCCACGGCCAUGCCAGAGUUGGCAGUGGCAUCGCCGGCGCUGUUCCUCCUUCGCUCGCUCAGACCACCAACGUAGAUUUGAUCUUACAGGCCGCUGAUGAGAUUCAAUCGGAGGAUCCUAACGUCGCCAGGAUCUUGUGUGAGCAGGCAUAUAGUAUGGCUCAAAAUCUUGAUCCCAACAGUGAUGGUAGGGGAGUUCUUCAGUUCAAGACUGGUUUAAUGUCUGUAAUUAAGCAAAAACUUGCUAAGAAGGAUGGAGCCCGGAUUGAUCGCAAUCGCGACAUGGAAAACCUGUGGGAGUUUUAUCAACGCUACAAGCAACGUCAUAGAGUGGAUGACAUUGAACGAGAAGAGAAAAGAUUGCAAGAAUCUGGAACUUUUAGCUCUACACUGGGAGAGUUGGAAGUUAGAUUGUCAGGCAUGAAAACGGUUAUUGCCACACUACGUGCCUUAGUGGAGGUCAUGGAGGCGCUUAGCAAGGAUGCUGAUCCUAGUGGAGUUGGAGGGCUCAUAAUGGAGGAGUUGAGAAAAAUAAAAAAGUCAAGUGCGACAUUAUCUGGAGAGCUGACACCAUACAAUAUUGUUCCUCUAGAAGCACCGUCAUUAACAAAUCCUAUCAGAAUUUUCCCAGAAGUUAAGGCAACAAUAUCUGCAAUUAGAUAUACUGAACAGUUCCCCAGACUUCCUGCUGUAUUCAAAGUAUCUGGACAAAGGGAUGCAGACAUGUUCGAUCUUUUGGAAUUUGUGUUUGGUUUCCAGAAAGAUAAUGUUAGGAACCAGCGUGAAAAUGUUGUUUUGAUGAUAGCAAAUGUGCAGUCUCGACAUGGCAUACCUGCUGAAACUGAUCCAAAAAUAGAUGAGAAAACAAUCAAGGAUGUCUUCUUGAAGGUGCUAGAUAAUUAUAUCAGAUGGUGCAAAUACUUGCGAAUUCGUCUUGCAUGGAAUAGUUUGGAGGCAAUUAAUCGGGAUAGGAAGCUUUUUUUGGUUUCCCUGUAUUUUCUUAUUUGGGGUGAAGCUGCAAAUGUCCGUUUUCUUCCAGAGUGCAUUUGCUAUAUAUUCCACCAUAUGGCAAAAGAGUUGGAUGCUAUUUUGGAUCAUGGAGAAGCUGAACCUGCUGUCAGCUGCUUAACCGAUGAUGGUUCUGCGAAAUUUCUGGAGAAAAUAAUUUUUCCGAUAUAUGACACACUAGCUAAAGAAGCUGCUAGAAAUAAUAAUGGGAAAGCUGCACAUUCUGCAUGGAGGAAUUAUGAUGACUUCAAUGAAUACUUUUGGUCGCCUGCUUGUUUUGAGUUACACUGGCCAAUGAAGAUGGAUUCAUCAUUCUUACUGAAACCAAACAAAAAGAAAAGGACUGGUAAAAGCAGUUUUGUUGAGCAUAGAACAUUUCUUCACCUGUAUCGAAGUUUCCAUCGUCUUUGGAUAUUCUUGGCAUUAAUGUUUCAGGCCUUGACAAUAAUUGCUUUCAACCAUGGACAUAUCAACUUGGAUACUUUUAAAAUAGUACUUAGCAUUGGGCCAUCAUUUGCAAUAUUGAAUUUCAUCAAGAAUUGCUUAGAUGUGUUGCUUACAUUUGGGGCGUACACCACUGCAAGGGGUAUGGCUGUUUCAAGGCUGGUUAUAAGGUUUUUUUGGGGUGGCUUGAGUUCUGCGUUUGUAACUUAUGUUUACCUGAAGGUUUUGCAGGAGAGGAAUAGUCAUAACUCUGAUAAUUCAUUCUAUUUCCGGAUAUACCUUCUUGUUCUGGGUGUUUAUGCAGCUUUACGUCUAUUCCUUGCGCUGUUGCUCAAAUUUCCGGCCUGUCAUGCACUUUCUGAAAUGUCGGAUCAAUCAUUCUUUCAGUUUUUUAAGUGGAUUUAUCAAGAACGGUACUUUGUUGGACGUGGUCUUUACGAGAAGAUGAGUGACUACUGUAGGUAUGUGGUUUUCUGGUUGGUGAUACUUGCCUGCAAAUUUACUUUUGCAUACUUUCUCCAGAUUAGACCUCUUGUCAAACCUACCAACAUUAUUGUGGAUCUUCCAUCUCUUACUUAUUCGUGGCAUGAUUUGAUCUCAAAGAAUAAUAACAAUGCCUUGACCGUAGUUAGCUUGUGGGCUCCUGUUGUGGCUAUUUAUCUGAUGGAUAUUCACAUUUGGUACACUGUCAUGUCAGCAAUUGUUGGUGGUGUAAUUGGUGCACGAGCUCGGCUAGGCGAGAUACGUUCAAUUGAAAUGGUGCAUAAACGUUUUGAGAGUUUCCCAGGUGCAUUUGUAAAAAAUUUGGUCUCCCCACAAACACAAAGGAUGACCUUCCCUGGACAAUCAACUCAGGAUUCUCAGGAUACGAACAAAGCAUAUGCUGCCAUGUUUGCUCCAUUUUGGAAUGAGAUAAUUAAAAGCCUGCGUGAGGAAGAUUUUAUUAGCAAUAGGGAAAUGGACCUACUUUUUAUUCCUAGCAAUGCAGGAAGUCUGAGAUUAGUGCAAUGGCCUUUGUUUCUUCUAAGCAGUAAGAUCCUGUUGGCGGUUGAUUUGGCUUUGGACUGCCAAGAUACACAGGCAGAUCUGUGGAGCAGGAUAUGUAGGGACGAAUAUAUGAAAUAUGCAGUUCAAGAGUGCUAUUACAGUAUUGAAAAAAUUUUGUAUUCGUUAGUUGAUAACGAAGGAAGACUUUGGGUGGAAAGAAUUUUUCGUGAGAUCAAUAAUAGUAUAGAAGAGGGUUCACUUGUUCUAACCUUGUCUCUUAAGAAGCUUCCGCUUGUUUUAUCAAGACUUACGGCAUUGACUGGACUCCUGAUUCGAAAUGAUCCCGAACUUGCAAAAGGUGCUGCAAAAGCUGUAUUUGAGCUGUAUGAUGUUGUUACUCAUGACCUGGUGUCCUCAGAUUUAAGGGAGAAUCUUGAUACAUGGAACAUUUUAGCUAGAGCCAGGGAUGAGAGACGACUUUUUUCUAGGAUACAAUGGCCUAAUGAUCCAGAAAUUAAAGAGCUCGUGAAGCGGUUGCAUCUUCUUCUUUCUGUAAAGGACUCUGCUGCUAAUGUUCCAAAAAAUCUUGAAGCCAGGAGAAGAUUAGAGUUUUUCACAAAUUCAUUAUUUAUGGACAUGCCUUCAGCAAAGCCUGUUAGUGAAAUGUUGCCAUUCAGUGUUUUCACCCCAUACUAUAGUGAAACUGUGCUUUAUAGUACUUCUGAAUUGCAAAAGGAGAACGAAGAUGGAAUAUCUAUUCUUUUCUAUCUUCAAAAGAUAUAUCCAGAUGAAUGGGACAAUUUUCUCGAACGAAUUGGUCGAGGAGUGUCCACUGGGGAUGAAGAACUUCAAGAAAGUUCCAGUGACACUUUGGAGCUUCGUUUUUGGGCAUCUUAUCGAGGGCAGACUCUAGCUAGGACAGUGCGUGGUAUGAUGUAUUAUAGGAGGGCUUUAAUGCUGCAGAGCUAUCUGGAGAGCAGAUCUCGGGGAGUGGACAGUUAUUCUCAAAACAACUUCAUCACAAGUCAAGGUUUUGAAUUAUCACGUGAAUCAAGGGCACAAACAGAUUUGAAGUUUACUUAUGUUGUGUCAUGCCAAAUUUUUGGUCAACAAAAGCAGCGGAAGGCACCAGAAGCUGCUGAUAUUUCUUUAUUGUUACAGAGGAAUGAGGCACUCCGCGUUGCUUUCAUUCAUGUCGAUGAAAGUACAACCGAUGCAAACACCCCAAGAGUGUUUUAUUCAAAGCUUGUCAAAGCCGAUAUCAAUGGAAAAGAUCAGGAAAUAUAUUCUAUUAAACUUCCUGGGGAUCCUAAGCUUGGUGAAGGAAAGCCUGAAAACCAAAACCAUGCUAUAAUUUUCACUCGAGGUGAUGCCGUUCAAACUAUUGACAUGAAUCAGGACAAUUAUCUUGAGGAGGCAAUGAAAAUGAGAAAUCUUCUUGAGGAGUUCCAUGCAAAUCAUGGCCUUCACGCUCCAAGCAUUCUUGGAGUGAGGGAACAUGUAUUUACGGGAAGUGUCUCAUCCUUGGCUUGGUUCAUGUCAAAUCAAGAAACUAGCUUUGUAACCUUGGCCCAACGUGUUUUAGCAUAUCCUCUCAAAGUUCGCAUGCACUAUGGGCACCCAGAUGUAUUUGACAGAAUAUUUCACAUAACUCGAGGAGGCAUUAGUAAGGCAUCACGUGUUAUUAAUAUUAGUGAAGAUAUAUAUUCUGGCUUCAAUUCUACUUUGCGGCUGGGAAAUAUCACACACCAUGAAUACAUUCAGGUUGGAAAAGGAAGGGAUGUUGGGUUAAAUCAGAUUGCCCUCUUUGAAGGGAAAGUGGCAGGUGGUAAUGGAGAGCAAGUGCUUAGCAGGGAUGUUUACAGGCUUGGACAACUUUUUGAUUUCUUCAGAAUGCUUUCUUUCUACUUCACAACUGUUGGUUAUUAUGUCUGCACUAUGAUGACAGUCCUCACAGUAUAUAUAUUCCUAUAUGGACGAGCAUACCUGGCAUUCUCUGGUCUUGAUGAAGCUGUCUCAGAGCAGGCAAAACUUAUGGGUAACACAGCACUUAAUGCAGCUUUGAAUGCUCAAUUUUUGGUCCAGAUUGGCGUUUUUACUGCAGUACCAAUGAUAAUGGGUUUUAUACUUGAAUUGGGAUUACUGAAGGCUAUUUUCAGUUUCAUCACAAUGCAACUUCAAUUGUGUUCCGUCUUCUUCACAUUCUCAUUGGGAACUAAAACUCAUUAUUUUGGGCGUACUAUUCUACACGGGGGUGCAAAAUACCGAGCAACUGGUAGGGGUUUUGUUGUCCGUCACAUAAAGUUUGCUGAAAAUUACAGACUAUAUUCUAGGAGCCACUUUGUCAAAGCGCUUGAAGUAGCACUCCUCCUUAUAGUUUACAUUGGAUAUGGGUAUGCCGAGGGAGGUGCUGUUACAUAUAUUUUGCUAACUAUUAGCAGUUGGUUCCUUGUCAUUUCUUGGCUUUUCGCCCCUUACAUUUUCAAUCCAUCCGGGUUUGAGUGGCAAAAGACUGUGGGAGAUUUUGAUGAUUGGACAAAUUGGCUUCUUUACAAAGGAGGAGUAGGAGUAAAGGGAGAUAACAGUUGGGAGUCUUGGUGGGACGAAGAACAGAUGCAUAUCCAAACUUUGAGGGGUCGUAUCUUGGAGACAGUUUUGAGUGCGAGGUUCUUCCUGUUUCAAUAUGGUAUUGUGUAUAAGCUGCAUCUUACUGGAAAAGAUACAUCACUUGCGAUAUAUGGAUUCUCAUGGGUUGUCUUGGUUGGAAUUGUCUUGAUAUUUAAGAUCUUUACCUACAGCCCGAAGGAAUCUGCCGAUUUUCAGCUAGUAUUGCGAUUUUCACAGGGAGUUGCGGCUGUAGGCCUUGUUGCAGCUGUGUGCCUUGUUGUUGCCUUUACUGGACUGACAAUAGCUGACCUUUUUGCAAGCAUCCUUGCAUUUAUCCCUACCGGAUGGGGAAUAUUAUCUUUGGCAAUCGCAUGGAAGAGGAUAGUUUGGAGUCUCGGCUUGUGGGAUUCUGUUCGUGAGUUUGCUAGAAUGUAUGAUGCCGGAAUGGGGAUGAUCAUUUUUGCGCCAAUAGCGUUUUUAUCGUGGUUUCCAUUCAUUUCCACUUUCCAGUCUCGCCUUCUCUUUAAUCAAGCCUUCAGCCGUGGUCUUGAAAUCUCCCUCAUCCUUGCUGGAAAUAAAGCUAACGUUGAGGCUUAACUCUUUUCGUCUUUUACAUUGUUGUGAUCCCGCAGGGCUUGUAUAUUUGAGAUGUGUAUUAUUUUUUUAGUAUAGGGUUCACUUUGACUUUUGAGAUGUGUAUUAUUUUUUUAGUAUAGGGUUGACUUUGACUUGGUUGUACAUUUAAUUUAAGAAAGAAUGAAAGCUGCAACUUUUAAAUGGUCUUUGUACUAGGUUUGCAUGGCUCCGCAGUUCA